Molecule: messenger RNA, 2251 nt
Organism: Mastomys coucha (southern multimammate mouse)
Lineage: Eukaryota; Metazoa; Chordata; Mammalia; Rodentia; Muridae
Gene: Marchf3
Product: membrane associated ring-CH-type finger 3
Exons: 5
Coding region: 705-1466 (253 amino acids)
Biological process (GO): protein ubiquitination
Molecular function (GO): zinc ion binding; ubiquitin-protein transferase activity
Source: RefSeq, a predicted model, not a curated record
UUUUAAUUCACAUAAGAUUGUUUUCUGUACCAGGAAACCUUCCUGUUUUCUAAAGUACUAUGUCUUUUGAGGACAGAUGCAAAUGGGAGAAACUGAUUAACUAUGUUAAUAAAAACGAAGCCAUCCCAGUGUGAUCCCAUCACACCCCUAUAUCUGCUCAUUUAAACCCAAAACAUGUUGCCUGAGCACAGAGCUCUGUGUUCAGUCACGUCCAGCCUGCCUCUUCUGGGUGGAGAAUAGUCUGGCCAGGUCUGAUAAACCUACCCCUGCCUGUCAAUUCGACUAGAGAUCAGGGUGGGCAGGGCAGGCAUUAGCACUCAGGCACUGAGGCCUUCCUCUCUCCUAAAAGCUUCUAGGAACUACCUUCAAGGUUGGGAGUAGCAGCAACUCUGGGAUCCAUAGAUGAAAACCAGGUCAGGUCAGUACUCCCUAGUAGGUAUGUGGGCCACCUGCCAGUUGAGUGGGCAGGGUGCCAAAGGUGUGUACUCUCCUGGUUACCCAGGGCAGGAGAUGGAACCCAGGACUCCAGGAGAAGGGAGGACUCAUGGAGCUCAUGGAGCUGGAGAUGCAAAGAGUUUCUGCUUAAAGAACAAGGAACAUUUUAUCCAUUGAGCUCAGAACAAGCAGAUAGGAGGAAGCCAAAGUAAGAUGGAAGUCCUCUAUGAAUGUGGAAGCCAUUAACAGAGUAAUUGCUGUCUGUUGCCAUGACAACCAGCCGCUGCAGUCACCUGCCCGAAGUCUUGCCAGACUGCACCAGCUCAGCUGCGCCUGUGGUGAAGACGGUGGAGGACUGUGGCAGCCUAGUGAAUGGGCAGCCACAGUAUGUCAUGCAAGUUUCAGCCAAGGACGGGCAGCUGCUGUCAACAGUAGUGCGGACUCUUGCCACCCAGAGCCCCUUCAAUGACCGGCCAAUGUGCAGGAUCUGCCAUGAGGGCAGCAGCCAAGAGGACUUACUCUCUCCAUGUGAAUGCACUGGGACCUUGGGGACAAUCCAUCGGAGCUGCCUGGAGCACUGGCUGUCAUCCUCAAAUACCAGCUACUGUGAACUCUGCCACUUCAGGUUUGCAGUGGAGCGCAAACCCAGGCCGUUAGUGGAGUGGCUUAGAAACCCUGGCCCCCAGCACGAGAAGCGGACUCUGUUUGGAGACAUGGUGUGCUUCUUGUUUAUAACGCCCCUGGCUACCAUCUCAGGCUGGCUGUGCCUGCGGGGGGCCGUGGACCAUCUGCACUUUAGUAGUCGGCUGGAAGCCGUCGGACUCAUUGCUCUCACUGUGGCCCUCUUCACCAUUUACCUCUUCUGGACGCUAGUGUCAUUUAGGUACCACUGUCGAUUGUACAAUGAAUGGCGUCGGACCAAUCAGAGGGUGAUUCUCCUCAUUCCAAAGUCUGUCAACAUACCUUCUAACCAGCAGUCCUUGCUGGGGCUCCACUCAGUCAAGAGGAACUCAAAGGAGACAAUUGUUUGAUGUCUGUGUGCUCAGUUGGUGGACUCGCUGUUUGGGGUCUGGAAGUCUCUGCACUGGGGCCAUGCGCUGAGCCACCCCAAAGCCCUUCCUCUACUCUUUGGGUCUAAGAACAUCUGGAGUCAUGUUACCACGUCGCCUAAGUAAGGAACUCGGCCAGAAGGAAACAAUGCUGUUUUGAGUUCAAAAUCAUGGAUGCUGCACUCAUAUGAUACUUGCUAAGCUGCCAAACAUGUCUAUUUAGCAGAUACUGUAUGGAAUUUUCCAAACACCUCUUUAACAUAUGAGGAAGGUUGUCCUGCUGAGGAUGCAAUUCAAUUCUUCCUUUUUUAUUACUAUCUCAGAUAUAUAUAUAUAUAUAUAUAAAUAUAUAAUUUAGAUGAUAAUCAAAAUUGAAAAGCCAGUGUACAAACUGGUUUCUUGGUUUGGAUGGGUUUUAUUUGGGUUAGUUUAUUCAUUUUCCCGGUUUCUACUGUGGAUUCUUUGGUGGCUAACUUGAUAGCCUGAGUGGUCUUUUUCAUCUCUUUUAUGUCCCUUAUUCAAGGAGACAGCAUAAUUACUGCAGAACAAGUCACAUUUGAAAGGUGUUUUGUACUAAACCUCAUUCAGUUAUUCAGUUUUUAAAGGGAAAAGAGGUGUGGCAACUCACCCCACGGUGAGCUGUUUAUUUAAAUAUUUGGGAGGAAGACAAUGGCGAGACGCUCCCUCCUGUCACCUUGUUUGGUACUGACAGCUGAUAGAAGCUAUUUUCUAAUAAUAAAUAUAUGGUGUGUGAAAGACAAACCUUA